AUGCCCAACAGCAGCUCCGUGAGUGAGUUCCUCCUGCUGGCAUUCGCAGACACGCGGAAGCUGCAGCUCCUGCACUUCGGGCUCUUCCUGGGCAUCUACCUGGCUGCCCUCCUGGGCAACGGCCUCAUCCUCACCGCCAUAGCCUGCGAACACCGCCUCCACACCCCCAUGUACUUCUUCCUCCUCAACCUCGCCCUCCUCGACCUGGGCUGCAUCUCCACCACUCUGCCCAAAGCCAUGGCCAAUGCCCUCUGGGACAACAGGGCCAUCUCCUAUGCAGAAUGUGUUACCCAACUCUUUGUCUUUGCCUUCUUGUUUGAAGCUGAGUUUUGUCUUCUCACCGUCAUGGCCUACGACCGCUACAUUGCCAUCUGCAAGCCCCUGCACUACGGGAGCCUCCUGGGCACCAGAGCUUGUGCCAAGAUGGCAGCAGCUGCCUGGGGCAGUGGCUUUCUCAAUGCUGUCCUGCACACGACCAAUACAUUUUCCCUGCCCCUCUGCCAAGGCAAUGCAGUGGACCAGUUCUUCUGUGAAAUCCCUCAGAUCCUCAAGCUCUCCUGCUCAGAUGCCUACCUCAGGGAAGUUGGGGCACUUGUGUUUAGUGUUUCUUUAGCCCUUGGUUGCUUUGUUUAUAUUGUGGUAUCCUAUGUGCAGAUCUUUAGAGCGGUGCUGAGGAUGCCCUCUGAGCAGGGCAAGCACAAAGCUUUUUCCAUGUGCCUCCCUCACCUGGCUGUGGUCUCCCUGUUUCUCAUUACCAUCAUGUUUGCCUACCUGAAGCCCCCCUACAUCUCCUCCCCAUCCCUGGACCUUGCGGUAUCUUUUCUGUACUCCGUGGUACCUCCAGCAGUGAACCCCCUCAUCUACAGCAUGAGGAACAAGAAGCUCAAGGAUGCAGUGAGGAAAUUGUUUGAAUACAUAUUUCUUCAGAAUUAA
Cygnus atratus (black swan) is the source of this 933-nucleotide messenger RNA. RefSeq names its product olfactory receptor 14C36-like. The record is from RefSeq and is a predicted model, not a curated record. The transcript has a single exon. Gene Ontology annotation, biological process: G protein-coupled receptor signaling pathway. Gene Ontology annotation, molecular function: G protein-coupled receptor activity; olfactory receptor activity. The coding region runs from base 1 to 933 and encodes 310 amino acids. NCBI's taxonomy places the organism in Eukaryota, Metazoa, Chordata, Aves, Anseriformes, Anatidae. Gene Ontology annotation, cellular component: membrane.